Apiotrichum porosum is the source of this 1440-nucleotide messenger RNA. RefSeq lists its product as uncharacterized. Gene Ontology annotation, cellular component: cytoplasm. Bases 1 to 1440 code for a protein of 479 amino acids. Gene Ontology annotation, molecular function: oxidoreductase activity. NCBI's taxonomy places the organism in Eukaryota, Fungi, Basidiomycota, Tremellomycetes, Trichosporonales, Trichosporonaceae. The transcript has 5 exons. The record is from RefSeq and is a predicted model, not a curated record.
AUGCCCGCCUUCCCUCAGAAGUUUCACUCCACCGUCUCACAUUGGCAGCAGACUAACCGAGGCCCCACCUCGCUGUGGAACCACGGCCGCAAAACCCAGCUCCCUACCGACAAGGUUGUCGACUAUGUGAUUAUCGGUGCGGGCGCGUCUGGCACUUCCCUCGCCUACCACCUCAGCCGCGCUGGCGGCGCUGCCGAGGGCAAGUCGGUGGUCAUUCUGGACGCCAAGGACGUCGCCUCGGGAGCUUCUGGUCGCAACGGCGGCCACGUCCCCACUCAGACUUGGCGCAUGUUCGCCCCGUUCAUGGCGCCAAAGGAGAAGGGCGGAGCGGGUCUUUCUGCCGACGAUGUGUUGGAUAUCAUCUUCUUCAUGCAGGACAACCUCGACCUGGUGGAGAGGCUGGUCCAGGAGGAGGGAAUCGAUGCCGACUUCAAGCGCACUCAACGUUUCGAGGUCCUGACCACCCCGGAAGGUGUGGCUGAGAACGAGCGUCUGCGCAAGUUCUACCUCGACAUACUGGCGAGGAGCACCAAGCACAAGGGUCGCAGUCUCGAUGUCGAGGUGAUUUGGGAUACCGCCCAAGCCAAGAAGAUGUCACGCGUGAAGAAUGCCCUUGCUGUCAACCGAGCGAUCGCUGGUUCUUGGCACCCUCACCGCGGCGUCACAGCGCUCAUGCGCCGCGCUCUCGAGUCCAAGCACGCCGAUGUCAAGUUCUUCUCUUGGGCUCCAGUGGCAGGCUUCACCGAGAACGCCGACGGCACUGUCUCUGUUGACUGUGGAGACCGUGGUAUCGUCACUGCCCGGAAACUCAUUGUGGCUACCUGCGCGUACACCCACCACCUAAUGCCAGAGCUGAAGAACAUUUAUCGCCUGCAAGCAGGUCUCGUCGUACCACCCGCCAGCUUUUCAGGCGAACAGGCCCUCAACGCAACAUACGCCGUCGAACAAGCGGCGUACCUCAUCCAGACCCCCAACGCCGGCUUUGUGUUUGGCCCAUACGAGAAAGUCGCUGUGCAGUCCGGUCUCACUACCAAGCAGGACAUGUACAACGUCGAGGACGACUCGGUGGCCACUGCUCCUUACCGCGAGUGGUUGUCAAACUUCUGCCGCACCGCCUUCGCAGGGUGGGGGGAGGAGACGCCCGGAGAGGGUCUGACCACCAUGUGGUCUGGUAUCCUCUGCCACUCUGUCGACCUCAUCCCCAUGGUCGGUCCCGUUCCCGGCCGCACAAACACUUUCAUGACCGCUGGUUACAGCGGGAUGGGUAUGGCAAUGAUUAUCAACAUCACACGAGGUCUCGCCAACCAGCUCAAGACGGGCGAGUGGGACGAGACUGUCCCUCGCUGCUUUCAGCUCACCGAGGAGCGCCUCGACAAGGCAAAGGAGUGCCUCCAGCCUCGCGAGUAUUCCGUUCCAAAGCUGGACCAGGCAAGGCUUUAA